UAAACAGUGACACAAGUCAACGAGCUAUAAAACAUUAACCAACAGCACGGUGUCUGACACAAUUUUACUCACAGUGAUCAGUAUUGGAACCACAUCAUUUACUUUCCCUAUAUUUAUCACCACAUUCCUGUCAAAAUCUUUUUUCGGCCAACAAAGACAUGAAGCAUUGCCUUGUGGUGUUUACGCUGCUUUUUAUAUUUAGGUUUGGACAUUUGGCCUCAGACAAAGUGAAAUGCAAUGAAAUCUCAAGGUUGGAUGCUCAACGUGCAGUGGGUACUUCGAUAGCCAAACUUGGCUUGAAGCUUUUAGAGAAUCUACAGCCUGGGCCUGAGCAACCAAAUAUAAUUAUAUCUCCUCUAAGUGUUUCUCUAGCACUUGCUGAACUCGCUCUGGGUGCAAAAAACAAGACAGAGGAGAAGUUAUUAGAAGUCCUUCAGGCACAUUCAAUAACUAAUUUUCAUGAAACCUUAAGCUGUCUGCAAGAACAACUAAAUGCAAAGGCUGUCAAAAUGGCAUCCCGUCUCUACCUCAUACCAGGUUUUACUGUAAACCAAGACUUUGUGGACAGAUCUAGGCACCUGUAUAAAUCGGAACCUGCACAGCUGACCUCAAUUAAAGAAGUCAAUCAUUGGGUGGAGGAAGCCACCAAUGGUCACAUAACCAACUUUAUGUCCAGUCUUCCACCUAAUAUCAUUCUAAUGCUGAUAAAUGCCAUCCAUUUUAAAGGAGAAUGGCAAUCUCGCUUUGACUCAAAGCUUACCGUAAAGGAUUUCUUCUACAUUGACAAAAAAGCCUCUGUAAAGGUAGACAUGAUGAUGGAAUCCAGAUAUCCACUCAGUAUGUUUGAGGAUGGAAAGGAUGGAACUCAGGUCGCAAGAUUCCCCUUCCAAGGAAACAUGAGCCUUCUGGUGGUAAUGCCAGCACAUGGAAAUCUGUCAACCACGGCUGCCAAACUCAACAUAUCCGACCUGUAUAAACAUUUUCCAAGGGAAAAGUCCAUGCAUGUGAAACUUCCUAAAUUCAAGCUCGAGUCCAAACAGGAUUUGAGGCAAGCACUUACAAACAUGGGUCUGGGCAUGUUGUUUACCGGGCCUGAACUAUCCAGAAUCGCUCAAGGCCCAUUAGUGGUGUCAGGUGUUCAACAUGCCUCAAGUAUGGAACUGAACGAACAGGGGGCCAAAGCCUCGGCGGCGACCUCUGUUACACUCGUGCGUACCAUUCCUAUGUUUGCAGUAAACAUGCCUUUUAUCUUUGCACUGGUGGAUGAUGCAUCCUACACCCCUCUCUUCCUGGGAAUGGUCACCAACCCCAAUCCUGGAUCGACAGCUGAACCAAGCGAUGAGCCACAAACUGAAAAUGACAGCAGAACUGCACCAAGCACACUGAGUGAUGGCCCACAUGAAAACAUGCUAAGUUACAUGUUAAAUAUGUGGAGGGAAACAGUCCCACAGCAGUUCCUUGGACAUCAGGAAAUGGAACAAGGGAACUAAAAGGAAAUAUGUGCAUGGAUCUGUCUAUAUUACAGACUUUGCUCGCUGUAUGUCCUGCAUGACCUGCAUUACAGUACAUAGACAUGCAACACCUAUGAAGAUGACCAUUGUUUAGUUUUUGGUUGAAAAAACAGUUGGGGAAAGUUAUGUAACUCUAACUUUAAUCGGGAAAGUUAUGUAACUUUGAGAAUUUUUGUAAUGAUUAAUAUGUGUGGUUGUACACAAUGACAAAUUAAAUCACAUUAAUAUGCCAUGAGGACAAAUUAUACGUUUAAUCCUAAUAAUGAUAUGCCUGUAAUAGUAUCAUAAAUGUACGUUGUAUUUUGCAAAUACACUCUGAUUUUCUGUUUUUCCUGAAUUGCGUGUACAGAAGUAUUAAUUCAAGUGCAUCGCCCUAGCAUUAUUUUAUGCUAACAGUUA
Paramisgurnus dabryanus is the source of this 1910-nucleotide messenger RNA. It is a transcript of the gene serpinf2a, whose product is annotated as serpin peptidase inhibitor, clade F (alpha-2 antiplasmin, pigment epithelium derived factor), member 2a. The record is from RefSeq and is a predicted model, not a curated record. Gene Ontology annotation, biological process: negative regulation of endopeptidase activity. Lineage: Eukaryota; Metazoa; Chordata; Actinopteri; Cypriniformes; Cobitidae. Gene Ontology annotation, molecular function: serine-type endopeptidase inhibitor activity.